Arabidopsis thaliana (thale cress) is the source of this 1397-nucleotide messenger RNA. RefSeq names its product UBX domain-containing protein. The coding region runs from base 1 to 1308 and encodes 435 amino acids. Lineage: Eukaryota; Viridiplantae; Streptophyta; Magnoliopsida; Brassicales; Brassicaceae. The record is from RefSeq and is marked reviewed. The transcript is spliced from 8 exons.
AUGGACGUUAACUCGCCGGAGACGACGGAGAAACAUCUUAACGAAGUCUCCGCCGACGCCGCCAAGCCAAAUGUUCCAAACCCUAACGACGAACUUCUCCGGCGUAAUCCAAGUUCGUUUCCAAAUCUACGAAUCAAAAUCCCUACUUCAUCUUUUUCUACGUUUGAUGGCUCUUCCGGUUACUCUCCGUCGCGGUUACAGUUACGACCACCGUGGCCGUCGUUAAAACGUGCAGCAGCUAAUCCAUUUUCUAGGCAGAAUAAACGCCGUCAAGGCGCUGGGAAUGUCCGUAUCGAUGAUUUCUCCGGCGGAACUGGAAGCGAUUCCGAUGAAGCGGUGGAGCACUACGGCGGAGAAGAGAAUAGAGCUAUAGAAAGACCUGAGCAAUCAUCAAGAUCAAUGUCUGAAGAAACUGUUUCAUCUGAGCUUGAAGAAGAGCCUCAAAAAGUGUUUACGCACACUGUAACAAGCUGGAGCAACGGUUUCACUGUCGAUGAUAGCUCGUUAAAGACGUUGGAUGACCCGGAAAAUGCAACCUUUCUUGAGAUCAUAUCAAGUAUGGAGUCCCCACGUGAACUCGGUCAAGUCCGUGUUCAAGUCAAAAUCAUUAGCCGUGAAGAAGAAAACUACACUGAAUCACAAGCCGGAUCAGACUCUGCCUCAACUAAGCCACCACCAGCUUUAGCAAUGAGAGCUAAGGAGUCAGCUAUAGAAAGAUCUGAGCAAUCAUCAAAGGUAUUGUCUGGAGAAACUGAUUCAGCUGAGCUUCAAGAACAACAGCAAGAAGACCAGCCAUAUGAAGUAGUCACGUACACUGUAACUAUUUGGAGGAACGGUUUCACUGUCGAUGAUGAUCCGUUUAAGAGUUUGGAUGAUCCAGAAAAUGCAGCUUUUCUCGAGUAUAUGCCAGAGGAUAACAAGUUUGGAGUCCCCACGACUACUCGAUCCACUUCGUGUUCAAGUCAAACUCAUCAAGAGUUACAAACUCUAGCCGGAUCAGAGUCUACCUCUACUGAGCCACCAUUGACGACUACACAACCACCAUCCAUGAGCUCAUUAGUGGUGGAUCCUGCAGCGCCAACAACCUCGAUCCAGCUUAUAUUAGCAGACAGCACACGCAUUGUCACCCAGUUCAAUACUCACCACACCAUUAGAGACAUUCGAUGCUUCAUAGACACGUCUAGACCAGAUGGCUCCAAAGACUACCAAUUACUCAUCAUGGGGUCUCCUCCUACACCACUGUCGGACUUUGACCAAACCAUCGAGAAGGCUGGCAUCGCCAACUCUGUCCUCGUCCAAAAAUUCUAGCUCUUUUCUAAGCACAUUAGAGACCAAUUCUAUGGUUACAAAAUAGCAUCAUAAACUUUUUAUUGACUUUUCGCUAGUCUUAUGUUUGA